Molecule: messenger RNA, 1214 nt
Organism: Haplochromis burtoni (Burton's mouthbrooder)
Lineage: Eukaryota; Metazoa; Chordata; Actinopteri; Cichliformes; Cichlidae
Gene: tmx2a
Product: thioredoxin-related transmembrane protein 2a
Biological process (GO): brain development
Cellular component (GO): membrane-bounded organelle
Molecular function (GO): disulfide oxidoreductase activity
Source: RefSeq, a predicted model, not a curated record
CACAUGCGCACUGUAACACCGUAGCUCAACAGCUCCAGCUGUCAUUUCUCCUCCAACACUCUGUCGCGGUGGUUCGUCUUCUCCGUCAGCAUGGGUUUACUCACGGGACUCUGCGCUUUCUUGUAUCACUUACCUCAGAUUUACAAAUGGCUGCUCAAGCCGUACUAUAUCACGUCCUUCCUCUUGACCAUCUCCUUCGUGGUGGUGCGAAAGACUCCAGGUCUUUGCGAGCACCUGGUGACCCAGCGCGAGGACGGCAACUCCUGUGACUUUGACUGGAGAGAGCUGGAGAUCCUCAUGUUUCUCAGUGCAAUAGUGAUGAUGAAGAACAGGAGAGCUAUCACAGUGGAGCAGCACAUUGGGAACUUGUUAAUGUUCAGCAAAGUGGCCAACUGUAUCCUCUUCUUCAGGAUGGACAUUCGGUUUGGCAUCCUCUACCUUGCACUGUGCCUCGCUACAACUGUACUGGACUCCGCUUUGGGAAGAUAGACAUUGGUCGCUAUGAAGAGGUUUCAAAGAAGUACAGGGUUAGUACUUCUCCUCUGGCCAAGCAGCUACCUUCAGUUCUGCUUUUUCAAGGAGGACGGGAAGUUAUGAGGCGUCCAAUGGUGGACAGCAAAGGUAGAGCUGUAUCUUGGACCAUGAACGAGGAGAACAUCAUCCGAGAGUUUAACCUCAACGAGCUCUUCCAGAAAUCCAAGAAGCUGAACAAAAGCCAUGGUUUGAAGGAAGAGGAGCAGAAUGGCUCUCAGCCACAAGAGGGUGGCGAGGAGCUUCCUCCUGACACCGACAAUAUGGAGCAGCCAAAAGAGAGCAAGAAAGACCAGUGAAGAGAGGGGCUGCAUCAAGUCUUUGCUUUGCUCUUAACAUUUCUGUAACUUUCCUUAUUGUAACAGCCAAAUAUUUUUAGUUUAAGGGAAGAAAACAAGCUCCACUACCACAAGAAAUAGUCUCUACACUGUAAGUCUUUAUUGUGGGGAAAUACCCAUAACCGCUGAUCUUAUUUAAACGAUCUGUGUGUGAUGCAGAUUGAAGCAGCAGCGAUUUUGGAGCAUUUUAUUACACUAAGUUAUUGACGAACAAAAAAAGAUUUUUGCUAAUUUUUUUUCCACUUUUGUCAACGUGUCAUUGGUUCUUUUGCUGCCUGUAUUUAUUGACUGGUUUGUUUACUUUUGUGUCAGAAAAGCCAAAGUAAAAGCUUGAGGUGAAACAAA